GGCCCUUAUAGUCCCGAGGAAGGGGGAGAGAGAAGCGGACGUCACCUCUUCCUUUUCCACACACUCACCGCCAUUUCCCCGCCGCCCUCGACCCCUUCACCCCCUCGGGACCCGCAGAGGCCUAGUGCGUGUGCUGUGUCUUCAGGAGCGGCUGGGGCACGGCGCUAGAGGGAGAAAAGAGGAAAACAAUUGCUGGGUCUCGAGGUGCUGCUGCUGCUGGGACCUUUUUUUAACUUUUUUUUUUUCUCUCCUGUCUCCUGUCUCUCUCUCUCCCUCUCUCUCCCCCCUUCGAUGAGCCUUUGAGAGGCCCAGGACUCCGCCAGCCAUGUCUUCGGGGAUAAUUGGGUGUCGGGAGUUUGUGGUGGGAGGAAAAUACAGAUUGGUGAGGAAGAUCGGGAGUGGAAGCUUUGGAGACAUCUACCUGGGCAUCAAUAUCACCAAUGGAGAGGAGGUGGCCAUCAAGCUGGAGGCCAUGAAGGCCCGCCACCCACAGCUGCUGUACGAGAGCAAGGUGUACAAAAUCCUGCAGGGGGGCGUUGGCAUCCCUCAUAUCAGAUGGUUUGGCCAGGAGCAGCAGUACAACAUCCUGGUGAUGGACCUGCUUGGGCCAUCACUGGAGGACCUCUUCAAUUUUUGUAGCCGCCGCUUCACUAUGAAGACCGUACUGAUGUUGGCUGACCAGAUGAUUGGCCGUAUAGAGUUCAUCCACAAUAAGAACUUCAUACACAGAGACAUCAAACCAGAUAACUUCUUGAUGGGUAUUGGCCGACACUGCAACAAGCUGUUCCUCAUUGAUUUUGGUCUGGCCAAGAAGUACCGUGACAACCGGUCCCGUGCCCACAUUCCCUACCGAGAGGACAAGAACCUCACCGGGACGGCCCGUUAUGCCUCCAUCAACGCCCAUCUUGGCAUUGAGCAGAGCCGGCGGGAUGACAUGGAAAGUCUUGGAUAUGUACUGAUGUACUUUAACCGAGGCUCACUACCCUGGCAAGGACUGAAGGCUGCCACAAAGAAGCAGAAGUAUGAGAAGAUUAGUGAGAAAAAGAUGUCCACUCCUGUAGAAUCUUUGUGCAAGGGCUUCCCAGCUGAAUUUGCCAUGUAUCUCAACUACUGUCGAGGACUACGUUUUGAUGAAGCCCCAGACUACAUGUAUCUGAGGCAGCUGUUCCGCAUCCUUUUCCGCACGCUGCACCACCAAUAUGACUACACCUUUGACUGGACCAUGCUCAAGCAGAAAGCUGCCUCCACUGCCGCGGCUGUCUCGGGCACCACGCCCCAGCCCCCCGCCACCCCGGGGACCCAGAAGCAGCUCUGAGGGCCCGGCAGCUGAGGGGGCAGCAGCAGCGGGCGGAGGAGGUGGUGUAGCACAUGAGGAACAGAAGAAGGAGGAGAAAAAAACUGAAGCAGACAGAUCACCACCCUCACCCCCAAGCCAAAACACAAGGAAGAAGAGAAGGCUUUUAUCUCCUCCAGAGGGGGAGGCAUUGUGACCUUCCUCCAACAAAAAGUGUAGUGCCUCCUCCCCCACCCUCAGCAAACCUUGGCAGAACGGGGAAAAAUGAGCGGUAAUUCUACAGCGGUGGUGAUAGUCAGCCGUAGAUCUUGAAUGGUGGUGGUCAUUUUGACAGUGGAAAUAAUGUUUGUUGGAUGGUGUUUUUUCAGUGGCAGUAAUUGGCCAUUUGCGAAAGGCAAUUGUUUAAUACUGGAAGAGGCGUUAACUUGACAAUGAUGGCAAGUUCUGUAUGCAGCGAUAGUAAAUGUUGGUGUGCAUGCUUGCAUCUGUAGCUGUGUGUGUGAGUGCAUGAGUGAGUGAGUGAGUGCGGGCGGGUGGGCGGGCUGGUGUGCAUGUGUGUUUGUUUUGCAUAUAUUUCAGGGGCUGGGAAGUGAAAGCCCCCCAAUAUGUUAUUUUGUGUAUUAGCUGCCAGAUAGGCCAAUGAAAGUUGUGUCAGACCGGAGAUGCAUGAAUCAAGUUUGUUUCUCGGUGCUGGCACAACAUGACAGACAUUUUAAAGGUAAUGUUGAUAUUCUUUUGCCAUCGUAAAGACAAAGACAUUUUAAGGGUAAUGUUUCCGAUCUUUCACCAUCAUGAACCAGACGUUGGUGAAGGAUUGAAUUUAUGGCAGCGAGAAGCCAUCGGCACUACUCGAGGCCACUUAGCUGGCGUCGUGUCCAGUCCCAUCGGGGGAGAGGAUGGAGGGAGGGCGAGAAGGAGACUUUAUUGUGUACAUAUUAUAUAAGUGGCACCUGUUUCAUCCUCAGAGUGUGUGUAUGAGUGUUUCACCGGGAGUAAGAGGCCGUGUGCAUGUAGCUGCCAUGUUUGUUUAUCUCCUGUCUAGCCUCGUCUUGUUUACUCUAGCAACAACAGAACAAUAGUAAAGAAAGUAUCUAAUCUUGUCCUCUCCCCCACACCUCCAGUAUCCUCCUGUCAUGAAAUAUAAAUUUGUGGAUAUGACAUGACCCUUCCCUCCCCCCUCUAUAUCCCCAAACAGCUCCCCUCCCCCUUACUAGCCCUACACCCACACAAAAAAAAUCAUAAAGUAAAAAAAAAUUGCGAAAAAAAUAUUCGCUGCAACUUCUUAAUAAAUAAAAUAGGCAAGGGUAAGAUUUUUUUAUUUAGUUUUGCUUUUUGUCAUCUUUUAAUUUUUAAGGAGAAUGUAAAAAUAAAAAGUGAACUCCGCAGCCCCUCUGUAAGUUCGGCUGGAAGUCAGAUUUUUGUGCUGGUGUUCUAAUUUUAUCCACUCUGCCUUUGCCCGCUCGCUGGAGGCAGUAACACACAAACAAAACAGACAAUAGUAACCUAACAAAUAAAUACAAUCCCUAGAAGCUAUUAUGUUCAUGUUUGUACUAAUUGGUGUUCUUAUUUUACCAUACAGAAGAAUGAAAAUAAGAAGACAAAUGUGACGUUUUACACUGAGAAAGGAAUUCCAGUUAAGGUUCUAAAAUUGAAUCGUCCCUUGAAAUAAGCUGACAAGGGAAAAAUUAUUGUAUUGCUUUUUCAUGAGUUAGUCUCCCGUGACUUUACUCACUUGUGAAGAAAGUAUGAAUUAGUCUAGGUUAAACAUUUUGCAAGAUCAUGCUCUCCCAUUAUAUCAUGAGUUGCUUUUUAUUUUUCCCAUCCCUGAUUUAUAUAUACAGUCUAUAUAGAGGUUUCAUUCAUCUUCAGUCACUUGGAUUGACAAGCACCUUUCAGUCAAUCAUAUCCAUCACAUUAUUCCUUAAGGGUCAUGUAGUUGUUUUGAGUUUUGUGAAGUCCAAUUCUUGCUUGCGGAGGCACCCGAGAGCAAUGUUUGUUGAGCGGACACUCCCAGACACGGACACAAAGAAUCCCGUGGCACGCUGUGGUCUAUAGAAGAGUUAGGCAAUAAUCAACUCUGGGGCACACGCCUACACAUGUCUUUUGCUUGAGUUGGACUUGCCAGGCAGGCCUAAGUCUCUCUAAGCUUAGGUCUCAGGGUCUCAAUACUGUUGUCUUGUGGUGACGCCAAGGUUUUUAGCUAAUCCUGAGUCUCACUUGAAAGCCUAGCCUUGAGUUUGCCUACAUGGUGUCAAGUGUGGGUCCUACAAAAAGCCCAGUUCAUAGAUGGACUAAGUUACUUUGUUCCCAGUGGUCCAGGUUUGGGAGUAACUGCUGGAUAUCUAUAAUUUUUUUUUCUCAGAGUGUGCGACUCCUAACUUGGAUAGAGGAUUAAACUAUAUAUAUGGAGUAAGAAAAUAUAUAUAUGUAUACAUUAUAUGGAAGUUAGUUGGGUAAGAAAAAACAAAUUACAUAAUACAUAUAAGGCAACUCCCUGACAGUGAUACACUAGUGGUGGAGUGUAUAAUUUUUUUCCCACCACAGCACUUGCUUGUGUGUGUGUGUGUGCGUGUGUGUGUCUGUGUGCGUGUGUGUAUGCGUGCUUGCAUGUAUGAGCAUGCAUGCAUGUGCACAUGCACACUUGUUUGUAUACAUGUGUAUGUUGUAUGUGUUUAUGUAUGAUUUUUUUUCUUAAUUGCAUUUUACAAGAUUGCAAGAAUGUAAAUGACUUCACAAAAUUCAAACCCUCAUGUGUAUAAAUACGCAAACAAUACACACACACACACACACACACAGACAAUGAACACAAAUAAUACACACAUGCAAACAGUGCUAUGUUUGAUUUAGGAUUUUUAUUGUCGAGUAAAAUCUGAAUUAUGAUAAAAUGUUUAUAAAACAUAAUUAACCUAUUUGUCAUAUGAAUUAGGAAGCACAUGCCUUUGACAGCAAACAAAUGUCAGCAGCUUGUCCACUUGGCUCAUACCAUGAAAAACCUUGUAUUUUUUUAGCAAUCACCCUUUGUAAGCAGUAGCUGAAAAGGGAUGGAUUUAGAUUACCUAAUUUUAUGUAUUAGUUGGAAAAUGAAAUGCUGAUAUAUGAUAAAAGAUGCAGUCCAUAUUUAACAGUGACAGUAUCUGGCUAAACCCUGCAUGCAGGAAUCAGUAAGAUGUGUCAGGGCAAAAUAUACAGGUAUUAUGCUUUCAAAAGUAUUUGUUGCUUUGACUGGUUCAGAUAACAAGACUGAAUCUUUUAGAGAAGUUACACAAGUAAAAUAGUUUUGGUGGAGAUGCUUUUAUAACUUCCCAUGGUCUGGUCUGAGGUAAAUAAAAUUCUCAGCCUUUAGACCAGGAUGAUGCUGGGGAAACAUCAAAUUUGGUAAUAUAUUGUACACACACACACACACACACACACACACACAUUGUAAAACUUUUGCUCUUAUUAUUUUUUACCAAUUGAACAAUGCUCUUUGUUUCUCAGUCAUGUGAAGCUGUAGUGGUUGCCUAGAAGUGUAGACUAAUAAAAAUGGAAAAUUGAA
This is a messenger RNA of Eriocheir sinensis (Chinese mitten crab), 4829 nucleotides long. RefSeq names its product casein kinase I. Gene Ontology annotation, cellular component: cytoplasm; nucleus. The record is from RefSeq and is a predicted model, not a curated record. Gene Ontology annotation, molecular function: protein serine/threonine kinase activity; ATP binding. The transcript is spliced from 7 exons. The coding region runs from base 326 to 1315 and encodes 329 amino acids. Gene Ontology annotation, biological process: negative regulation of canonical Wnt signaling pathway; peptidyl-serine phosphorylation; signal transduction. Lineage: Eukaryota; Metazoa; Arthropoda; Malacostraca; Decapoda; Varunidae.